Aspergillus oryzae RIB40 is the source of this 315-nucleotide messenger RNA. RefSeq lists its product as uncharacterized. NCBI's taxonomy places the organism in Eukaryota, Fungi, Ascomycota, Eurotiomycetes, Eurotiales, Aspergillaceae. The record is from RefSeq and is a predicted model, not a curated record.
AUGAGGAUGAGCUGGUAUGAGGUUGCUACAAACAAAUAUAUUAACUUCUGGACUACAUUGCAAAACAAGCAAUUCUGCAAUAUUGAUCACCGUGCAUACUUUGUCCGACUCUUCGUUCUCUGGAGUACAGAUCUAAAGGGGUGGGCCGGUCAAGGUUUAAUUAAGGAUCAUAUCUGCAUCUUAGGGCGUCUGGCGAUUCUUGGCUUAGUACACUGGUCUUUAACACCACUGCUGAUGUACAAGCUAUGUGUUUACAGCCAUCAUAUAGGAUAUAAUAAAAGCAAAUAUAAAAAGCCUCAUGGUCCUUCCCAGUAA